GGGAGCACGAUCUAAACACAAACGAAGAUUCAGACGUCGUGGGAGUUGAUCGGAGUACAUAUGGCUCCAACAAUACUCAUCCCUCACUCAAUUUACUGUUCAUACAGAAAGAGGAGCAGAAAGAGGAGGGGAAUUGUUUAUCAAGUCGGCUGACAAUUUUGCAGAUUCACCUAAGGCACAGAGCAACGACGAUACUGGCAUUGAUGCAGGAAGUGGCGCAAUUCUUAAGAACAAAGGUAUCUUGAACUAAUCACUAAUUUCUUUUGUUCCUGAUUGUGAAUAUUGUCUCAAGAAUACAAACAUGGCAAAGAGAACAGAUGCAGGACUUUGGAAUAUGAUGUUGCUGAUUCUUUGAUUUUAUAUCAUCCACAUGUCUUUAUAGGAAUUGUUUUCAAUGGAACUUCUAUUCUUUUUCUGCAAUAAUGGACGCAAGACUUACAUUCAGGGAAUAUUGAACAUUUAAGGAAUUUCUAUAUAGAGUCAGAUUUCUUAGAUUCCAGAUACUAACCCCAACGACUCAUGGACCUAUUGGAGCAUGCACGUAUUCGGCAUCGACAACGGCGACAGUCAAUGAGUUAUUCACAACAACAAGCAUAUUUGGCACGACCAUGUGCAAUAGCUCAAGGAAAGCGACUAAUGGUGGAAACUAGCCCAAGCAACAAAACUGAACAAGCUCGAGGAAAUGUACGAAAUAGGCGCCCUCAACAAAAGAAAAAGUUCCAAAGAGACGAGGGCUUUAGGAGACGUGUUUCUGUGUUUUCAUUUGGUUGGCGGAUGGGACAAUCAGUAAAAAUGAACACCGCUUAUCUCAGUGAGCUGAUUUUGAAAGAGUGGAAGAAAAAGAAGCAUGUACAUUGGCGAUACAAAAACGCACGUAGAGAGUUGAUGACACUUGAUAUUUAUCACAUUAAACGAACUUGGAGAAAGGUUUUGCGCAUUAGGAGGCAAAAGCAUCGUGAACAAAACAGCUUUUUAGCUAAGUUCUACAUCAAGCAUUUUCAGAAGUUGAGGCAUAAUACUGAGAAUUCUUCCAAUAAUUGGAGCAAAGGUGUUGCAGUAAAGGAAUUAUCUAACUUCAUGUUUGGGCAGCGACUGAUGACAAAUGGAUGGCUGAGAUGGAGUUGAUUAGAGCAUGUGGACUUUACUUUAUUGAACAAAUAUGUAUAUAGGCACUUUGUGGAAGUUUCUUUUUAAAAAGUACAUUUCUAUU
Molecule: messenger RNA, 1210 nt
Organism: Rosa chinensis
Lineage: Eukaryota; Viridiplantae; Streptophyta; Magnoliopsida; Rosales; Rosaceae
Exons: 14
Coding region: 520-1125 (201 amino acids)
Source: RefSeq, a predicted model, not a curated record